UACCUACCGCAGAAAGUUGCAGAGCGACAUCACUGUUGGAGCACGGUUGCUUCGUUUGACAGCACAGGGCGACACUUUUGAACACCCCCCCCCCCAAAACGGCAUUUUCGAGCUAUUAAAAGAAGCAGGUGUGUACAAGUUGGCUAUACAACAUCUUCCAAAAUAUUCAGAGAUGUUGGCGUGCACGGAGAUGAUCACCAUGUGCCUUCAGUCGGCAAAACAGAAGCACCUUCGCGCUCAGCAGCAGCCACUGCGUAGCCACGUUAAUGGACUUCCAAUUUUCAAAGAUAUUUUCCGCCGUGCUGACAAGAAUGAUGACGGAAAACUGUCGUUUGAUGAGUUCAAUGCUUAUUUUGCCGACGGGAUUCUCACCACUGAGGAGUUGCAGGAACUCUUCUACUCCAUAGACGGAAGGCAGAAUAACAACCUAGACACUGACAAGCUUUCAGAUUACUUUGCUCAACACUUGGGGGAGUAUAUGAAUGUCCUCUCUGCUCUGGAAACCCUAAACGUCGCCAUCUUGAAGGCCAUGGACAAAACUAAAGAGGAGUAUCAGGGCUCCUCUGUGCUGGGACAGUUUGUGACCCGCUUCAUGCUGAGGGAGACCUCCAGCCAGCUGCUCUCUCUUCAAAUGUCCCUGCAGUGUGCCAUGGAGGCUGUGGAGGAGCAAAGCAGCCCUGCACCGAGAGAGGUGAAGGUGGUGGAGCAUCCCUCGGCGCAGAGGAACAGCAGGCGAUGUGGCCGCAAGGUUCAGAAGAACAUGUGCCUCUCCCCCACCGACCCCUACUCAGGCAUUCUCACUACAGGAGUCACCAUGGAGACUGAUGACCACUGGUGCUCCCAGAUCAACAGGCUCCAGUUGCUAUUGGACAAGCUGGAGUGGCAGAGUCCAAAAUUGGAACCCCUGAAAGAAGAUACACUGGCCAGUACAUAUAAAUCUAACAUCCUGCUGGUGCAGAGGCAGAUGUUGGCAACGGAGGAGGACCUUGAUAAGUUCCAGAGGGUACUCAAGAGCUACGCGGAUGCCACAUCCAACCACAGCGACAACUUGCAUGUGUCUAUCCAGAAGCUCCCAGGGAAGUCGUGCUUCAUAAUAUAUGAGUUUUGGCAGGAUCGUAUCUCCUGGAUGAGCUACCUGCAGUCCGAUGCCAGUAAGAAUUUCCAGCGCUGUGUCAUUGAUAUGCUGGAGGAUCCCAAGCUUGUGUCUACCAUGCUGCUCCCAGCAUCCUGGUGGAUCAUGACUAACAACUAGCAACAGACCACAGAACACCAUAUCUCCCGCUCGCCCCCAAACACACAACACAACCCCCAAGACAAGAGAUUCAAAAGGCAUCCAAGUGUUUCUGUGCGCACACAGAACACUGCGUUACUACAGCAUCGUUUCUCAACAACAAAUAGGGGGUGAGGAAAAGCAGCCAAAUGUAUAGACAUGAAAGCGAUUCUUUGCAUUGUAAAAGCCAAUGGCGACGCUUUUGAAGCUCUCACUCCGAAUCCAUGCUAGAAUCGAUCACGUGGCUUGAAUCAAACGAUUCCAGUUUAGCAUUUUCAUUCCUGACAGCAAUAGAGACGCAUCAUACAGUUACUGCAAUGUGAUACACUACAUGCUUUUUAAUGACUACUUGCUAUAACUUGCUUACACUUAAGUAGAAUUUGAAGAGAACAACUGGAGCUCGCUGUUUAAAAUGCAUGCAGACCAGCGUUUGACCGAGCCUCAGAAAUGAGUUGCUUUGCAUUCUCAAUGCGUAACCUACAGAUAACUUAUUUCCUUAGAUAGGAACCAAUAUGUGAUGUGUUUCAAAUGCUGAAUGGUUCCUACUCUAGUUGGGGGGGG
Molecule: messenger RNA, 1831 nt
Organism: Oncorhynchus nerka (sockeye salmon)
Lineage: Eukaryota; Metazoa; Chordata; Actinopteri; Salmoniformes; Salmonidae
Gene: necab3
Product: N-terminal EF-hand calcium binding protein 3
Exons: 13
Coding region: 173-1252 (359 amino acids)
Biological process (GO): regulation of amyloid precursor protein biosynthetic process
Cellular component (GO): endoplasmic reticulum; cytoplasm; Golgi cis cisterna
Molecular function (GO): calcium ion binding
Source: RefSeq, a predicted model, not a curated record